AUGUCUGCCGAUAAGAAGUACAACGUUGGAAUUAUUGGAUACGGCCUUUCCGCCAAGGUCUUCCACAUCCCUUUCAUCAACCUCACUCCUCAGUUCAACCUGCACAGCAUCGUGCAGCGCAAGCCUACAGCAUCAUCAUCCGCCCCUAAUGACUACCCCACCCUGAAGCACCACACCUCCCUGGAGCCCAUGCUCCAGGACCCUGAGGUCGACAUCAUCAACAUCCUUACGCCGCCCAACACCCAUUUCAGCUUCUCCAAGCAGGCAUUGCAGGCUGGCAAGCAUGUUAUGGUCGAGAAGCCCUUCGUGCCGACCGUCGCUGAGGCUGAGGAGCUCAUCCAGAUCGCCAAGGAGAACAACCGUCUCAUCUGUGUCUACCAGAACCGUCGCUGGGACAGCGACUUCCUGACCGUUAAAAAGAUGAUUGAUGACGGUGUGUUUGGCCGCGUCUACGAAUUCGACACACACUUUGAUCGUUACCGUGCUGAAAAGCCUGGCUCCUGGAAGGGAGAGCUGGGCAUGGCCGAUGGCGGCGGCGCCCUUUACGACCUGGGCUCCCAUCUUAUCGACCAAGCUUACCAUCUAUUUGGUCUGCCUGAAACCGUCUACGGCAAGCUUAUCAACCAGCGGGAGGGCAAGUUCGACCCCGAGGAUCCCGACAGUGUGCACGCCCAGCUCGCAUACAAGAACGGCCUCAUCGUGAGCGUCCGCAUUGGCGUCAUGAGCGUCGAGAGCAUCCAGCCUCGCUUCUGGGUGCGCGGUACCAAGGCUUCGUUCCACAAGACAGCGCUCGAUCCCCAAGAAGACCAGCUCAAGGCGGGCAAGAAGCCCAACGAGCCCGGUUUCGGUGUAGAGGACCCCAUCAACGGCGGCAGGUUGCUCAUCGUCAAGGAGGGCGGCAAGAUUGAGGAGAGGACGAAGUUGACCGUCGAACCGAAGACUUAUCUCAAGCUCUUUGAGGCCUUCGCCAAGGCUGUCGAGACCGGAAAGGAUGAGGAUGUUCCUGUCCCGGCAAGCGAGGCACGCGAUGUGCUUCGCAUAAUUGAAGCUGUGAAGGAGAGUGCGAAGACUGGAAGCGAGGUCCGUCUGUCCUGA
Messenger RNA from Colletotrichum chrysophilum, 1095 nucleotides. RefSeq lists its product as uncharacterized. Bases 1 to 1095 code for a protein of 364 amino acids. The record is from RefSeq and is a predicted model, not a curated record. Gene Ontology annotation, molecular function: nucleotide binding. The transcript is spliced from 2 exons. Lineage: Eukaryota; Fungi; Ascomycota; Sordariomycetes; Glomerellales; Glomerellaceae.